AUGUCACCACCUCAACCACAGUCUCGAUCUAAGCAGCCGACGUCUAGUUCUCAAACACAGCCAGGAUCGCAGCAGCGUUCGUCAUCGCAGAUUCGAACUCCGCAAGUGGUCAUAGAGACGAGACGACCGUCAUCACAGAAUCAGGUCACACCGGUGACUUCUCGAACGCCGGUUUCUGCUCCGCGAGAACCUUCAGCUAUAGACUUGCAACCUGUCCUUCUAGGAUUGGCCGACCAGUAUAUAAGCAAGGCUCACGGAAUGUCUUCGUACCUCGCUCGCAAUCCCCAAGAAGCAGAUGUCGAACAGUACUAUAGCCUCAUAUCUGCUGGUCUUGGUUGCAUGGAGUCAGUGCUGAAGAAUUGGAAAUUUCCGGAUCCCAAAAUGGAAGCGCGACUCCAACUCAGAUAUGCGAAUCUGCUUCUUGAAGAGACGGAAAACGACGGAGAGUUGCAGGAUUUAUUAACCAGAGGUAUUGCGCUAUGCGAGCGCAACAGACUGGUCGAUCUGAAAUACAGUAUGAAACAUGUUCAGGCCCGAUCACUGUUCCGUACCCAUCCUCGAUCGGCGUUCAAGAUGGUGGAUCAGAUGAUUGAGCUUACUGAAACAUACGCUCACUACCCCUGGAUGUACGUCUUCCGAUUCUUACGGGUGUCAUUCUCAUUCCAGAUGCCACACCCGGACCUAUCCGGAGCCUUGCAACAUCUACGACGUAUAUCUCAACAAGCGGAGAAGCAAAGACAGUACCCGAUACUUGCCACAUGCUCAGCCCUGGAAGCGUUAGUGCAUUUGAGGAGUGGGCAAGCAGAUUCGGCGGAUAACUUUCAAAGAUCUCUAGCGGCAGCUCGUACUCACCAGUUGAAUCGUGAUGUGGCUGGCAUAUCUCAAAUCGCAGCUUUGCUCGACUGCCUGGACUUAUGCAGCGACUUGAUAAACGGCAAACCCGACCAGCUAAUGGAGAAAAUGAACGUUAUGCAGAAGGCGCUGGAUGGUGGCAAGAGGAAGACUGCUUCUGAUGGAUCUUUCUGCGUGCCGACGACAGAUAGCGCGCCGGAAGACAUCUCCCUUGACACAGGCGGCGUCAUGGAAAGAACAGCCGAAGGAAGACGCGCCAUCGUCUUCCAGUGGUUACGCAGAAGCGAGCUAUUCGCUCUCGGUUACAUCUUCAGCAGUUUGGCCAGUGUUAGUAAGAACAUCGUUGAUCGCAAGGCUGAGAAGUAUGUGAUUGAGGGCGAUAAACUCACACGAAACGACUACAAUCCUGAGAAUGAGCGCAAAGUCCAGUCACUACAAUGCUCGUCUGCACAUCUGGAUCGACGCAUGUUCUAUCACAAAGUGUGUCUUCAAUUGCUCGCUUCAUUCAGGUGCGAGCGUGCCGACUGGGAAGGAGCUCAAGAAGUGCUGGAUAGACUGACAGAAGACAUGCACUCGGACACCAUCGACGAGCAAGACUUUGUACAGGUAUCGGCGCUGUACUUGCUUGGCGUUGUCAAGCAGGCGACAGGAGAUUUGGACGCCGCUCUCCAGUUCUACAGAAGCCCAGCUCUAACGUUACAGCCCGGGCAGAAAGCAGCAGCAAACCAGGAUCUACGCAUCCUAUCCACACUCAACAUGAUCCUAAUCCUACGGCCACGACGCGCACACUUGAAUGAAGUCAAUACUCUCAUGGAUCUGGUAGAACCACUGUGCGUCAAUCACCCCAAUGCCAACUACAAGGUCGCAGUGCAAAUCGUCAGAGCAUCAUCAACAGAUGCACUUCCCAUUCUCAAAAUGAAGAACUACCUAUCAAUGUCUGCCAGCAUUGCCAAAAAGCAACAGAACACAUUGAUGCUCUGCAUGGCGAUCAACCUGAUGACAUCUAACUUCUUCGUGGACAUUAUGGGAGAAAAGGCGGAAAUGUCGGCAGGAGCGGGAAAGAAACUGGCCGACAGGACGCAAACACCACUCUGGCAGGCUGUUGCUAACCAGAUGCUGUCCAACACGUUCAACUUCGGAGGCAAGAGAGCGGAAGCUGGAGAAGCAGGUGCCGAAGCACAGAAAUGGAUGCAGAGGGUACCCGAGAAGGUUCAAGACAAGUUCGAGAUCAGAAGAUGA
Molecule: messenger RNA, 2091 nt
Organism: Aureobasidium pullulans EXF-150
Lineage: Eukaryota; Fungi; Ascomycota; Dothideomycetes; Dothideales; Saccotheciaceae
Exons: 2
Coding region: 1-2091 (696 amino acids)
Biological process (GO): maintenance of mitotic sister chromatid cohesion; mitotic sister chromatid cohesion
Cellular component (GO): chromatin; SMC loading complex
Molecular function (GO): double-stranded DNA binding
Source: RefSeq, a predicted model, not a curated record